Molecule: messenger RNA, 492 nt
Organism: Venustampulla echinocandica
Lineage: Eukaryota; Fungi; Ascomycota; Leotiomycetes; Helotiales; Pleuroascaceae
Exons: 3
Coding region: 1-492 (163 amino acids)
Cellular component (GO): membrane
Source: RefSeq, a predicted model, not a curated record
AUGAAGCUCGACUUUAUGCUCCCGGUCCGCGUUGCCCAAGGCGUGUUUGCGUUUGUGAUUAUCGUACUCUCAUCCUACGUCGCCCACUGGUACGAUGCCGAGAUCUUGAUAGCAUCCCCUUCUCAGGUCAACUUCCUCAUUUUCCUUCCCCUCUUUUCCAUGAUCUCCAUCGCCUACCUGGUGUUAGCCCCGAUCCUCAUGCCAAGGGCAUCACAUCCAUUCGUCCAUUUGGCAGUUGAGGCCGUAAAUACCCUCUUCUACUUUGCGGGCUUUAUCGCCCUUGCCGUCUUCAUCAGCAAACUGGUCUUCUGCCGUGGCACCGUUUGUGGUGCGGCACGAGCUGCUUCCGCCUUCGCUGGUUUUAGUUGGCUCCUCUGGACUGGUACUACUGCCUUGGUUAUUCUGAAAAUGAUGAAGGGCGGACCUUCAAAAAGCAAUAACGAGAAGGCGAACCACCCUAUGUCUCAGAGCCCGCUCCCUCCUCACCCAUAA